Drosophila ficusphila is the source of this 5315-nucleotide messenger RNA. RefSeq lists its product as uncharacterized. Gene Ontology annotation, biological process: mitotic spindle assembly. The record is from RefSeq and is a predicted model, not a curated record. NCBI's taxonomy places the organism in Eukaryota, Metazoa, Arthropoda, Insecta, Diptera, Drosophilidae. Gene Ontology annotation, molecular function: microtubule binding. Gene Ontology annotation, cellular component: mitotic spindle; microtubule organizing center; cytoplasmic microtubule. The coding region runs from base 132 to 5153 and encodes 1673 amino acids. The transcript is spliced from 9 exons.
AAGGCUGAAGGUAGUGGCAGGAAUUUUUCGACCGGAUGUGAGCCUGCGUGACAAUUAAAAAUUAGGACCCAGUGAAUGCUCCGGAGCCUCUUAGUUAGAUAAUCGCAGUCAGAGACGGUCCGCGGCCAAGCAUGUUCUUUCGUCGAAUUUUGGAACGCAAGGAUAGCACAAGUGAUGUGUCGCUCCCUCUAACAACUGCGAAAAGUGCCCAAGUGCAAGCCAACAGCGAGGACAGCGAAAGUGUCGCCUACGUGAGUGGAGCCGGCAGUGAAGUCAAGGACAGCAAUAACAAUCAGUCAGUGGGCAGUGGGGGUUUGCUGGAGCAGACCUCUCUGAUAAAAACCAUGCGCCGGGCGGAGGCCCCGAUCGGGGCCGUGCAGCUGACGCCGUUGUGGGAGCACAUCCUGCGCACCCGCCGCCUACCGGAAACCAUUUGCCCCAGCGCCCUCUUCGCCGAGUUUCGCGAGCGGCUGCAGGAUCCGGAAUGGCAGGUGCGCCAGCACGCCCUGCGCGUAUUCGUCGACGUUCUGGUGGUGAUGCAAGACGAAGCCGACGGCUACAUGGAGCGGCAGCAGCUCAUCGGGCUGCUGGUCGAGAACCUGGGCCACCAGGCGCCAACUGUGCGCAAGGGGGCCCUCGACUGCCUGCGGGUCUACCUGGCCGAGACCGCCAGCCCGGAGGCGGUCAUGCUCGAGGUCCUCGACGCCGGACUUACGAAGCAGGCCCAGCUGCAGCUGCAGUCCGGCCUCAUGGGUCGCCCCAGCUGCGGAGUGCUGCUGUCCCUUCCCGCCCUCCUGCAAUCAACGAUGCACACUCCCCAGCGACACCUCAUCGCCCAGAGCACACUGGACCGGGUGGCGCAGCACAUGGACCAGUUGGCCCAGCAGGAAAUCACAGUGAACGUCCUAACCAAGAUCAGGGAGCUUUUGGGGGUUCACGAGUUCGAGGACAUUAUGAGUGGCGUGGGUCGCGGCGAUGCCCUAGCGAAAUACUUUCGACUAUGCCAGGUCUACGGGGUCUCCGGCAAACCAAAGAAAAACGCAGGCGAGCUGAAAACGGGGGCCUGGCGGGCCCUUCCGCGUGAACAAAGUUGGAGAAGCAGCAGCGCCUUGCAGAGCUUGGAUUCCUCGAUCCAGUCGCAGUCCAACUGUCCAGAGAAGGGAAAAGUCAUAAUGGAAACCGAGAUCAAGAUCAACGACGACACAGUGACCAUGCGCAUCCUAGAGGCGGACACCGAGACAGAGGGUUCGGACAGUCCGGCCAGAAGCUGCUCCAAGGACGAGGAGUCUGCAAAUCUAGUGUGCCACGCCCUCCUGUCCAGCGCCAACAGCCGCCACGAGCUCAAUACUGGGGCAGGCAUUGUGCAGGUCAUAAGUGAUUCGGAGUUGGAUGAGCCGCACACCGUCAAGCCUGGGAGUGUUUCCGAACCAAGUACGCCGUCCCGCGCGCUGAAGCGCGUUACUUUCGGCGGGGAGAUUGUCAAGAUGCGGACUCCCGACAGCGACGCCGCCUCUUCCACGACCCACUUUCGGAGCCCUGCUGCGGCCGCCCAGAGUGCUGCCACCUUGAGCUUGGAGGAUGCUUCGCCCUCUCCCACGACCUCGCCAGUGGAGGAGCAGCCCGACCUGGUUGCACCAAGACCGCCCAGCAACGACAGGACGACGGCACUCGUCGUGGAGAUCCCUUCGGACAACACCAAGCCCCUGCUGCAGGCCCGACCCUUCAGCUCGCAGUCACCGCGGCAUCAGAACGACGCGACCUUUGAUCUGCCUUCGCAGUCCAGCAAUCCCCGCCAGCGACAAGAAGCCGAGGACAGGCCAUCGCCAUCACCCCGCUCGCCGGCAUUCAGAAGCCGCAGUUCCAGCCCGACAGGGAGCAACAUCGUCAGCCCCAAAGUGCCGCACAAGCAAAUCGAGGUGUUGCACAACCUGCAGCGGGAUCCCUCGCCGCGAUCCCUCCGCCGGUCUGAGGACUUGGGGGAUGGGAGGGCCAUUCCUGCAGCCGGCAAUCCCUCUGCCUCGCCUACACAGCCGCAGGGUACCAGAGCCGCCUCUGCAGUGUCUGCCGAGUCGCCGGCGACGCCCAAGUCCUGGGAGGACCUGGACAUUGUCAACAUAAAGACGCUGAUGGAUCUGCGAUCUGGGGACUGGCGCAACCGUCUGAUGGGCUUCGCCGAACUGGAGGUCGCACUGAGCUCCUCGAGGAGUUUGGCCCUGGUGCAGCCGCACCUUGACAGUCUGCUGCGAACCCUUCUAUCAUCGGAGCGCCACCUGGAGGUGGCGGAGCUGAAGCGAGAGCUGUUGGUCAACCUGAUCUCACGUCUGCCGUUGGACAACUUAGAGGAGCGCACACCGCAGAUCCUGACGGGCCUUUGUCGACAGGGCAACGCUGGAGCGAACAGAGCUUGCAAGGCCCUGAUGCAGCGUCUUCCCGCUGGGACCAUUGUGGCCAAGCUGACCUCGCCGGACUUCCUGCACGCAAAGAGUUCGAAGUUCCGGGACCAUGCGCUCCGGAUGUCCAUCUUUGCACUGAUGACCUUCCCGGGCACCUGUUUCGACAUCAACCUCCUGACGACCCAGGCCGUCUACUCCUUGCUCAAUCGCAAACGCCGAGUGCGACAGGCUGCCCUGGAGGUGGUCGCCGUCCUGGCCGACCUUUCGUCGACGAAGAAGGUCCUCGCCAUCGUCUCGGAAAUGGCCGCAGGCGUGGAGCUCGGACCCCUUGUGUUGGAGGCGGCCAGUGCGCGCCUCUCGCGCCUGCAGCUGCCCAUUGUGACGCCUGACAGUGGGGUUCUGUUCGCCUCUAACCAGACCGAUCAGCCGAGAUCCAUGCGUUCCGGAGCGGAUGUGGACUGGAUUUGCCUGGGGGAGGGGUCCGCCUCGCCCAACUCCAUCAAGAAGCGACGCAUGAGGGCUGCAACCAGUCAGCGGGACGUAGUUGAGAGCGCGGAAGCACUGGUCAAAAAAGAUGCGUUUCACAGUUUCAGCCAUCCCAACGAGAGCCUGUAUCGCCAUUCCUUCCACUCGCCCCCCGAAACUUUUGAAAUGACUAGCCCCACAAAUAACUUUUCGCAAAGACUAAGUUUUGGGGCUAGGACGAACAAUGUAGGAAAUCAGUCCUUUGUGGAUCGGCGGUUGGUGGCCAAGGCGUGCUCCGAUACUUCGAUGGAUGGACGAAGUACUGACAGCACGACCACCACCUGCAGCAGUGGGAGUGCAACGGGCAGUUUCAUCCAGCUUUCUUCCCGCGCCGGAAGUCAAUUUGCCAACUCCAGGUUUCCCGCUAUGAGCCAGCACACGGACUUUGUUAACAACUUUAUGCGAGGCAUGCACCGCAGCACAAACUCCUUCUCCGUGGAAGGACCGGCGUACCCGAAAGUCAGUUAUACGAACCCAAAGUCCCAGCAGGUGCUGCGCAAGAAGCUCCACCACCAGCACUCUUUUACGAAGCUGCGCAACGCAGGACUAGCUCAAGAUUUCGAAAGGGGCAAAUUAAUCGAAUCGCCGCUGGGGCGGCAGAACCGCUUUUCCAUGGACAACCAGCAAUCGGCGGACCACGAGGACGCCAGCUCUGCAAAGUCGAUGGAUGGGGAAAUUGCCAAGGCAGCUGAGCCUUUGGUGGCGGCAGACAAGGACGUGGCAGAAGGCUCUCCUCUCUCCGUAAGGUCUACGAGCUAUUCGCAAAAGUCGACAGCCUCGGCGAAGUCGCUUGGCAGCCAGAGUGAGACUGGCAAGCGAUCCUCCUCGUCCAGCGGCCUCCGUCCCGACGCCAAGAUGGAGGUGCUGAGCCUGGAGCACGAUCCUGUCGAGGCCUUCGGGGAGCUGGUUGUGGACGAAGUGGAAGACGAGACGGAAACGGAAACGGAACUCGCUCGCCACGAGGAGUCGCUCAAACUCAACGGAAGCCAGAAUAGCCUCCACAGCAAAACGGAGAGCAUAAAAACACAGCUGGAGGACACCACACCGCAGCUCUCGAGAGCCCAGUCGGUGAAAUCGCUGCCCAUAGAGGAGGACAUUGAGGGUAGUAACAGUUUUGUGGUAGUCGGGGAAGUACAGAACGACCUGGAGGCAACGCCGCCAGAGUCCACGUUGGUGGACCCGUUUCAGGAGGAGACUGAAGCUGCGAGCGAAUCUGCCAAAUUGGAAGUCCAUGCGUUUGCCCCAAAGCUGGUUCCUCCCCACGACGACAUAGUGAUCCACUCUCGCAGCAUUUCCCUGGACUCGCUUUAUGGGGCAAGGCCAGGAUCGAAGCAGGGAUCCCUGGACACCAGCACGAGCACUACGGACAACACCUCCCAGUCCGGUUCCCAGAUGGAAAAAGCGGGCAUCCCCGGAAAAGCCCAACAUACGCCGCUCAAGCAGAAGUCCAAGACAUCGUACUUCCUGAGGGCACAGCGACGGGUCUCACCCGUUAAACUGGCCAUUAAAAUGUCUCAGGCGGAGCUCUUCCCGCAGAACAUGGUGCGCUUUGACAAGCCCCGCGAGGCCCUGCUAAAGACUUUCGACCAGCUGGACUCGGGCAACUGGGAGAUGAACAUGACUGGCUUGAAAAGCAUGGUGCGGCUGAUCCGCUACCAUGCCGACACACUGGACAAUCAGAUGCAUAUGACCUGCAUUCAGCUCACCCGCUCAGUCCGGAACCUGCGCUCCCAGGUGGCUCGUGCUUCCUGCCAAGCCGCCGCCGAGUUGUUCUCCCUCAAGUCGAACAGCCUCCAGCAGGAGUGCGACGAUCUGGUAUGUGCCCUUCUGCACCGCACGGCCGACACCAACCGCUUCCUUCGCGCCGACGCCACACGCGCCCUGGAGUCGAUGGUGGAUCACGCACAGCCGCUGAAGAUAUUAAAUAUCCUGGCGUCGAAAGGAGCCCAGCACCAGAACGCCCUGGUGCGCACCACAUCCGCGAAACUGCUUUUCAGACUGGUCGAGCGACUGGGCAGCGAUCGAAUCUACGCCAUGGCGCGCGAGAGCCGCGACAAGUUCUUCGUGGUAGGGGCCAAUCUGCUGCAGGAGGGCAGCCUGGAGACCCGCAGCUACGCCAAGUCCUUGUUCCGUGCCCUUUCGGAACACCAUAGUUACCAGCGACUGCUGCUAGAGGUGAUACCCCCGCGCACUUACAGGAAUGUGGAGAAGACGCUGAGAAGCAUCACACGUUAAUAUCGCUAUGACAUCUGAUCUGUACAGUCACUGAAAGCUUGCAUAUAAGGACACGCAUUGAACUAGAUAUUUAACACAAGCACUUGAGAACGUUCUAACGUUAUUCAGUGUAUUUAUAGGCUAUAUCUAAAAAACCAAUAAAAACAUUGUUAUAGCUCGAAA